Manduca sexta (tobacco hornworm) is the source of this 1116-nucleotide messenger RNA. Its product is annotated as protein abrupt-like. The transcript is spliced from 8 exons. The annotation marks the transcript as partial. Gene Ontology annotation, molecular function: protein binding. Gene Ontology annotation, biological process: regulation of transcription by RNA polymerase II. Gene Ontology annotation, cellular component: nucleus. The record is from RefSeq and is a predicted model, not a curated record. NCBI's taxonomy places the organism in Eukaryota, Metazoa, Arthropoda, Insecta, Lepidoptera, Sphingidae.
CUCGGCCCGACUGGCGGGGCGCGCGACAGUCGCCCGCGUGACGCGCAUUCGAACGCACGCGUGCGUCAGAACGCAACACAUCCAAAAACGCAAUACUCAACACAAUACGAAGCUUUAAACAUUUAAAAUAAAAAAAUAAAAAAGUUUAAAUUCGAAUGAGAUUCUGAAUUCGAAUUGUGAAUUCGGAACGCGGUCGGCGCUCACAGAUCAUUUGUUGUUGUUGUAAAGAGAAGUGACAAGGCGUUAAAAGUGGCGGCGACGUUGGGAGCUCGUGUGGAAUGCGCAGGAUUGGACACGUUUAGCGCGCGCGCACGCCCCGAAACAGCCGUGCCGCCCUCGGAACACCCGGCCAUGGCGACCGAGACAGUACUGUGUCCAGGGGGCGCCGCGGCCGGCGGCGAGCAGCAGUACUCGCUGCGCUGGAACGACUUCCAUUCCGCCAUGGUGUCUUCUUUCCGCCGGCUGAGGGAUGAGGAGGACUUCGUAGACGUCACCCUUGCGUGCGCAGGCGCCACAUUCACGGCACAUAAGGUGGUGUUGUCAGCGUGCAGCCCUUACUUCCGGCGGCUACUUAAGGCGAACCCGUGCCAGCAUCCCAUCGUCAUCCUGCGGGAUGUGCACGACAAAGAUAUGGAGAGCCUUCUCAGAUUCAUGUAUCAAGGCGAAGUUCACAUCGGCCAGGAGCAACUCAAAGAGUUCCUGCGAGCAGCACAACUGCUGCAAGUUAGGGGGCUGACAGAUGUACCGGCACCGGCGCCUGUCUCCUCCCUCGAACCUAAAGCUUCUCCAUCGUCGUCGUCGUGGACGGAGACAGGCAGCGGCGCGUCGCGGGAGGGGCGCGACUCGCAGCAGCGCGAGGGUCGACGGCUGCGGCGGCCUGACGAUAGCGCCAACACUACGCCACCGCCCAAACGAGCACGCUCGAGCGACCUCUACCAGGCGCAGAUGAAGACGAGGACGGAGCAGUUGCUGGCAGCGCAGGGCGCGAGCCCCGAGACGCUCGGCACCAACGGACACGAGCUCGCGCUCUUCAGCCAGGCGCUCGACAACGCGCAGAACCCGCAUCUCUCAGGGUCCAACAACUUGUCUGGCGACGGCGAGGAGUCCUCAUCAGAC